AUGGAAAACCAGCAAUUUGUGUGCUUCGAAAACGACACAUCCGACGACGGAUUCGGCUCAACGAACGAAAACUCCUCGAUGGUAAGCAACAUGUACUACAGCAGCGACGAGAGACGAUCCCUCAAGAGCCUUCCCUUCGGCGAAAACCAAAAUUCCGAAAAUAUCCUCGGAAAUGGCGCCAAAAAACGCACCAAAGACGGCAAUUCCGGGCGAACCAAAACCCCAAUUGCUGAAACUGUGGCCCGUAGAAAUGCCCGCGAACGAAAUCGCGUGAAACAAGUGAACAACGGAUUUUCCGCCUUGCGUCAACAUAUCCCCGAAUCCAUUGCCAAGUGCUUCGAAGAAGUUUCCACGAAAAAUUCCGCCAAAAAAUUGAGUAAAGUUGAGACUUUGAGGAUGGCAGUCGAAUAUAUUCGUCAAUUGGAAUCAAUGUUAGGUACAAAUUCGACAUCCAACGAGUCAAAUACAGCAAUUCCAGCACCAGAAACGCCUCCGCCCGAGUCAUCGAACAGUAGCAACUCCCAAUCCGGCUUUUACGAGAUCAAACCGACCUUCAAAGGCACCGACACGGAAAUUGCCAUCAUCAAUGGACAGCAAUACGUUCGAAUUCCGGGCACAAAUACCUUUCAGCUUAUCUCGUUGCAGCAACAAACGCCUACUUUGGUCGCGGAAAUGCCGGAAACGAAACCCGAUUUGGCUGUUUUGAACGACUUGUGUAUGGUGCAAAAUUUUAAUUCCUCCUCGAUGGACAGCGAAAUGUUCUUUUCGUCGGAAAUUUGCAUGGAAGCGAUCCAACAGCAGCAGAUUCCGAUGCCCAAUAUAAAGGAGGAACCGGAAUUCAUCUGAAAAAAAUAAAAUUUUAU
This is a messenger RNA of Culicoides brevitarsis, 863 nucleotides long. Its product is annotated as achaete-scute complex protein T8-like. The coding region runs from base 1 to 846 and encodes 281 amino acids. Gene Ontology annotation, biological process: developmental process; regulation of transcription by RNA polymerase II. The transcript has a single exon. NCBI's taxonomy places the organism in Eukaryota, Metazoa, Arthropoda, Insecta, Diptera, Ceratopogonidae. The record is from RefSeq and is a predicted model, not a curated record. Gene Ontology annotation, molecular function: RNA polymerase II transcription regulatory region sequence-specific DNA binding; protein dimerization activity; DNA-binding transcription factor activity, RNA polymerase II-specific.